CCAGCCUUCGUCAUGGAUAUUAAGUAAGUCCAACAGCAGGUCGACAUGGUCAAAAUUCCCGAGGACAUGAGUUUGAACAUAGUCGUCGCCCACAAGCAUCAGGAGCUUGUUGUUGCUCGAAGGCACAGAUAUACCGGAUGUGGGCGGCUUGCUCGGCCACGUUAGCAAUGAUGUCAUGCUCACCAGGGGAUGAAUCAGCCUGGGGUAUAAAUGUUGGGCGCAAGAUCAGGUCGAGUGCUGCGUGCUCUUGCACUUCUGUCGUAUCUGCUGCCCCGGGAGUGAGUCUCGACAGAGCGUCUUCAUCCUCGAUCAAUACCACAGUUCGCACUCAUCAAUCAUGGCCGAUAAAGUACACAAGAAAACGCAAGACUUGGUUUGGGACAUCAAGUCAGGUCUUCAUGGCAUCCAUGGGGCAGGAGAAGCACUCCGUGGUGGUGCGAUGGAAGCACUCGAUGGAAUCUUUCACAAGCACGAAGGCGAAGAGAGAAACAAGGAGAUUGCAGAGAGGGGUCUUGCAGAGAUAAGAGAAGGUGAGGCAGGCAUGGAUGGCAAACGCCAACACAACGCUGCAGCCGGCCAGGGUAGCCAUCUUGCGAGUGCAAAUGCGAGUAUUACUGUGCCGGCACAACCCAGUGCCGGUGUUGGGCCAGGGUCUCGUGAUGGGUUGAGGGAGGCGAAGCUGGCGAACCAUAAUCAUCUCGAUCAUUCAACUGGGCCGGGAAGUGGUGUUCGCUUCGCUUGAGAUGAGUGUGAUGCAACAGGUUUUCGGCCGACUUCAGAUUAGGCGAGGAAACAUUCACCUAUCACCCGAGGCAGCUGGCUAGCAUUGCGUGGUGAGGAAGCGAGCAAUGGCGGCCUCAUUUGUGCUGGCCAGCAUGCAUCUUGUGGUAGUGUGGGCAUGAGGCACGUGGCCUAGCCUUUCCGCAUGGCCCUUGUGCCAAAAGAACUUCAUCAACGGUGCAUGCUCUCUUGUUGAUCAUGAACAAUUCAAAUGAAC
Molecule: messenger RNA, 997 nt
Organism: Exophiala viscosa
Lineage: Eukaryota; Fungi; Ascomycota; Eurotiomycetes; Chaetothyriales; Herpotrichiellaceae
Exons: 1
Coding region: 338-742 (134 amino acids)
Source: RefSeq, a predicted model, not a curated record